AUGGCGCCGAAAAAAGCUUCAGGUGUAUGGAAGUGUUUUGAGAAAGUGGACGGCGAUAAAAUAAAGUGCAAAACCUGUGAUUCCGUAUUUAAAGACUUUAAAAAUACAACUAAUUUGUUGAAACACCUAAAAAAAGCUUAUCCUAUCAUUUACUCGACUCACAUUCUCAAUUCUACAACGACCCCCGCGCAGAGUGAUGCCGAUUUAUUAAGUGAAGCUUAUGAUUCUGGAGUCGGAAGGCCACUCAAAGAAAACAAGAACGUCAAUCUAUGCCAGCCAAUCACAGACGGCGAAACUCAACCACCCCGAAAACGGACACUUCAAAUGACCUUUCCGUCUAAGCAAGUUAUAAAGAUAAAUUCUAAAAAUGUGGAUAAAGCGUUAAUCAGAAUGGUGUGCAAAUGA
Molecule: messenger RNA, 405 nt
Organism: Arctia plantaginis
Lineage: Eukaryota; Metazoa; Arthropoda; Insecta; Lepidoptera; Erebidae
Source: the annotation of a GenBank genome assembly